Messenger RNA from Zygosaccharomyces rouxii, 1542 nucleotides. RefSeq names its product threonine synthase THR4 (gene THR4). The record is from RefSeq and is a predicted model, not a curated record. The transcript has a single exon. Gene Ontology annotation, biological process: L-threonine biosynthetic process. Gene Ontology annotation, molecular function: pyridoxal phosphate binding; threonine synthase activity. Bases 1 to 1542 code for a protein of 513 amino acids. NCBI's taxonomy places the organism in Eukaryota, Fungi, Ascomycota, Saccharomycetes, Saccharomycetales, Saccharomycetaceae.
AUGGUUUCCCCUUCUCAAGUUUACAGAUCCACCAGGUCCUCUGAUAAGCAGACUUAUUCCUUCGAAGAUGUUGUGAUCCAAGGUUUGGCUAGUGAUGGUGGUUUAUUCGUCCCCCCAGAAAUUCCACAGGUGUCUCAAGACGUUUUGUUUGGUAAAUGGGCUAAGCUCUCAUUCCAAGAUUUGCAAUUUGAAAUCAUGAGACUUUACAUUCCUCAGGAUGAAAUCCCAGAUGCUGACUUGAAAGAUCUAAUUACAAGAUCAUACUCUACCUUCCGUUCAUCUGAUGUGACUCCAGUAGCUAAGAAUAUUACCGGUGACAAAGAGAAUCUACAUGUUUUAGAAUUAUUCCAUGGUCCAACCUACGCUUUCAAAGAUGUGGCAUUACAAUUUCUAGGUAAUUUGUUCGAAUAUUUCUUAGAGAGAACCAACAAGGAUCUACCUUCAGAGCAAAGAAAGAAGAUCACAGUGGUAGGUGCUACCUCUGGUGAUACUGGUUCAGCUUCUAUCUAUGGUCUAAGAGGUAAGAAGGAUGUUUCUGUCUUCAUCUUAUAUCCAACUGGUAGAAUUUCUCCAUUGCAAGAAGAACAGAUGACUGUCGUGCCAGAUAAGAACGUGCAAACUUUGUCUGUGCAAGGUACUUUUGACAAAUGUCAAGACAUCGUGAAGGCUAUCUUCGGUGACAAAGAAUUCAACAGUAGACACAACGUUGGUGCUGUGAAUUCCAUCAACUGGGCAAGAAUUUUGUCCCAAAUGACUUACUACUUCUACGCUUAUUUCCAAGCUACUGGUGGUAAGGCUGAAAAAUUGAAGUUUGUUGUGCCCAGCGGUAACUUUGGUGAUAUGUUGGCCGGUUAUUUCGCUAAGAAGAUGGGAUUGCCAGUGGAAAAAUUGGUUAUUGCCACAAAUGAAAAUGACAUCUUGGACAGAUUUUUGAAGUCUGGUGUCUAUGAAAGGUCUGACGAAGUGGCUUCCACCCACUCCCCAGCCAUGGACAUUCUGGUGUCUUCCAACUUCGAAAGAUUACUGUGGUACUUGGCUCUAGAAUAUUUGGCAGACGGUGACUCUUUGAAGGCUGGUCAAAUUGUCAACGACUGGUUCCAACAACUAAAGACCGAGGGUAAAUUCCAAGUGGAAAAGGUCAUCGUGGAAGGUGCAUUGAAGGAUUUUGCUUCCGACAGGGUUUCCAAUGAAGAGACUCUUGCCACCAUCAAGAAGGUUUACGAGGUUUCUCAAAACCCUCAGCAUUAUAUCUUGGAUCCUCAUACCGCUGUUGGUGUUACUGCCGCUGAAAGAUUGAUCGCUGCAGACAAGGACAACUCCAUUCACUACGUUUCUUUGUCUACCGCUCACCCAGCAAAAUUUGCAGAAGCUGUUAAUCAAGCAUUGUCCUCUUUCGGUACUUACUCUUUUGAAAGAGAUGUUCUACCUGAUGAGUUGAGAAAGCUUUCUACAAUGGAAAAGAAGAUCAAGUUGGUCGACAGAGCUGAUCUGAAAUUGAUAGAAUCCAUCAUUGACGAGGAAAGUGCAAAGAUGGGAUUGUAA